Messenger RNA from Fusarium poae, 1149 nucleotides. RefSeq lists its product as uncharacterized. The record is from RefSeq and is a predicted model, not a curated record. The coding region runs from base 1 to 1149 and encodes 382 amino acids. The transcript has a single exon. Gene Ontology annotation, molecular function: protein binding. Lineage: Eukaryota; Fungi; Ascomycota; Sordariomycetes; Hypocreales; Nectriaceae.
AUGAAGCCGUCGCCGUUUACCUUUGACCCUCGCGCUGACACAUUACUUAUCUUGCGAAACCCCAAUGCCACGGAGCAGGAUGAAUGUGAUGCCCAAGUUGACUCGGAGCCUGAAUAUGAGAGCCUCGGCCUCGGUGAGGCGGGGUUGGGAGGAGAGACAAACAAAGCGCGACGCGAUUCACCAAUGACUCUCGACAAUGAUCAACGUUAUCCUCGAGGGUCUUUAGAAGAUGGCAGUUCAACGCAGAUUGAGUUCCGGGUAUCAUCGAGACAUCUAAGCUUAGCUUCACCUGUUUUCAGAGCCAUGCUCGAGAGCAAGUUCAAAGAGUCUCAGCUUAAUGAGCAGGGUCUUUACGAGGUCCAAGCGUCCGAGUGGGAUGCCGAGGCUCUCGUCAUACUUCUCGACAUCAUACAUGGUCACCAUCGCGACGUGCCGAAGCGCAUAUCCGCCGAGACACUAUCGCAUAUAGCAAUCAUUGUCGAUUAUUAUGGCUGUCAUGAAAUUAUGGAACUCGUCUUGACCGCGUGGCUGACCUAUUUCGGACAACCAGAGGACUUUGUGAAAAAAGAUCCUCUGCGUUGGUUAUUCAUAUCUUGGGUCUUUAGGCAAGAAGUCUUGUUCACUGUUGCGACCGAAAUGCUUCUAUUAUAUGACAAUGGCAAAUAUGUCGUAGACGUACCCAUACCACAACCAAUAUUAGGUAGCAUAACACCCUUGCUUCCUCUUCUCUCUGUCGCUAAUAAUGUCCCAGACAAAGUUGACGACAAACGUCAAUACGUCCUGAACACGCUUUUUGGCCAUCUUUACAGCUAUCAGCAAGAUCUUCUAGAAGGAAAAUCCGGGUGCUCCGAAACCUGUUCCAGCAUGCUUCUAGGGUCUUUGAUGAGACAAAUGCGAGGCAAAGGUCUGGCAGCGGCUAAGCCUGCCGAGUCAUCGUUCGAGGGAUGGAGAGUAGAAGACGCGAGAAACAUGAUUCUUGGAUUGACAGCGCCGCCUUGGCGUGUCCCCGGAAGAUCAACUGAUCACCCUUGCACGCUGAACAAAUCGCUGGCCCCGAGAGUGAAUCAGGUGCUUCAGCAUGCCAAAGGACUUGACCUGAAGGACUUUGAGGGAAGUCCUUGCGCUAUGUUUAUGUCAAUGAGUUCUUAG